AAAAACACCUACUAACCAUACAUUUUUGCCUAUACCGGAUUACAUUACAUUCUUUUGUGUUACAAUAAUUAAAAACAUAUUCUACUACAAAUGAAUAUUUUUAUUUAAUAUUUUUUCACACAAAACAAAUUGAAUCUGAGAAGCUCGCUCCGUACGAGGAAACACGGAUGUUAUGUUAUUAUUAUUAGAGACAGAAAGAGAAGAGAGAAUGAGAUCUACGUGCUUAUGCACAAAAGCUAUAUUUUUUCUCCUUAAUCUUCCCAAAAAUUUGUAGAUUUAAAUACAGAGAAUUAGAUAAAGAAAUCAUCCAUCUAUAGAGGAAAAUGACCGCAACAUUAUCUAGCUUCUGGGGUCCGGUCACAUCAACUACAGAUUGCUGUGAAAAGAAUUAUGAAUAUUCAUCUUAUAUUGCAGAAUUUUUUAACACAAUAUCCAGCGUUCCAACCAUUCUUUUGGCUCUUGUUGGUCUUGUAAAUGCUCAUACACAACGGUUUGAGAAAAGAUUUUGUGUUCUUCACAUAUCCAUUAUGGCACUUGCCCUUGGAAGCAUGUUGUACCAUGCUACACUACAACGUGUGCAACAGCAGAGCGAUGAAACUCCAAUGAUGUGGGAGAUUCUGCUAUACAUGUACAUCCUGUACUCUCCAGAUUGGCAUUACCGUCGUACAAUGCCCAUUUUCCUAUUUGUAUAUGGUGUUGUUUUUGCGAUGGUCCAUUCAGUGGUCCGUUUUGGAAUUGGGUUCAAAGUCCAUUAUGUCAUUCUCUGCCUUAUAUGCAUUCCAAGAAUGUACAAGUAUUACAUUUAUACUGAAGAUGUGUCUGCCAAGCGCAUCGCACAUCUAUAUGUAGCUACUCUUGUAUUAGCAAGUUUGUGUUGGUUAGGUGAUCAUGUUUUCUGCAAGGAGAUAUCUCGUUGGCCAAUUAAUCCACAAGGGCAUGCUUUGUGGCAUCUCUUCAUGGGUUUCAACGCCUACUUUGCAAACACAUUCUUGAUGUUUUGCCGUGCUCAACAAUGUGGCUACUCUCCCAAAGUUGUCCGUUUGAAGGGUGUUUUACCCUUUGUCAAGAUUCAGAAGCCAAUAGCUAUUAGUAAGAGUAAAUAA
Messenger RNA from Cajanus cajan (pigeon pea), 1103 nucleotides. Its product is annotated as alkaline ceramidase. Gene Ontology annotation, molecular function: hydrolase activity, acting on carbon-nitrogen (but not peptide) bonds, in linear amides. Gene Ontology annotation, cellular component: membrane. The record is from RefSeq and is a predicted model, not a curated record. NCBI's taxonomy places the organism in Eukaryota, Viridiplantae, Streptophyta, Magnoliopsida, Fabales, Fabaceae. Gene Ontology annotation, biological process: autophagy; defense response to other organism; ceramide metabolic process.